CAGGGGCGGACUGACAACUCAUGGGGCCCCCGGGCAAUAGGGGAUCAUGGGGCCCCUGUGUCCUUGCCCAAACUCAAAAAAAGCCUAUGAAAAAGGUACCAGGGGCAUCUCAUGGGGCCCCCUACUGACCCCGGGCCCUCGGGCAGUGCCCGAGUUUCCAAAUGGUCAGUCUGCCCCUGGUUGAACGUCAUGAACUUGGUAUUAAUAAGUUUUAUUUGGGAUACGUACUUAGCAAAGUCUGACUUGUCAGUUCUUGUCAUGAAAGAGCAUUUUUCCGUUUUGGCGAUGUCUAUCCUAAUUUAUUUUUUU
This is a messenger RNA of Staurois parvus, 309 nucleotides long. Lineage: Eukaryota; Metazoa; Chordata; Amphibia; Anura; Ranidae. The record is from the annotation of a GenBank genome assembly.